Messenger RNA from Arvicola amphibius (Eurasian water vole), 2422 nucleotides. RefSeq names its product negative regulator of ubiquitin like proteins 1 (gene Nub1). Gene Ontology annotation, molecular function: protein binding. Gene Ontology annotation, biological process: regulation of ubiquitin-dependent protein catabolic process. Bases 5 to 1915 code for a protein of 636 amino acids. The transcript is spliced from 15 exons. NCBI's taxonomy places the organism in Eukaryota, Metazoa, Chordata, Mammalia, Rodentia, Cricetidae. The record is from RefSeq and is a predicted model, not a curated record.
CGGAAUGAAAACAAACGGCGGCCUCUGCGGCAUCCGGGCACUCAGCAGGUCGCGGCUGGCGCGGCAGUGGCGCAGGAUGGCGCAGAAGAAAUAUCUUCAAGCAAAAUUGACCCAGUUUCUAAGGGAAGACAGAAUUCAACUUUGGAAACCACCAUAUACUGAUGAAAAUAAAGAAGUUGGUUUGGCCUUGAAGGACCUUGCUAAGAAGUACUCUGACCGACUCGAGUGCUGUGAAAACGAAGUGGAAAACAUAAUAGAAGAGAUCCGUUGCAAAGCCAUUGAGCGUGGCACAGGAAAUGAGCACUACCGAGCAACCGGGAUUGCCACGAUUGAGGUGUUUCUGCCUCCAAGACUCAGGAAAGACAAGAAAAGCUUGUUGGAGACCCACUUGAAUGUCACUGGUAGAGACCUGAGAUCUAAAAUAGCCGAAACUUUUGGAUUCCAAGAAAAUUACAUCAAGAUCGUAAUAAAUAAGAAACAACUUCAACUAGGGAAAAGCCUUGAAGAACAAGGAGUGACUCACAAUGUAAAGGCCAUGGUGCUAGAACUGAAACAGUCUGAAGAGGAUGUGAGGAAAAACUUCCAGGUAGAGGAAGAGGAACAGAAUGAGGCGGAACUGAAGGAGAAACGUAUUCAGAGGACCAAAAGGGGACUGGAGAUUCUGGCAGAGAGAGCUGAGAUGGUAGAUCCGGAAACCAUGCCUUACUUAGACAUUGCAAACCAGACAGGCAGGUCAAUCAGAGUUCCUCCUGCCGAGAGAAAAGCCCUUAUGUUAGCUAUGGGAUACCAUGAGAAGGGCAGAGCUUUCCUGAAGAGAAAAGAGUAUGGAAUAGCCUUGCCGUGCCUUCUGGAUGCUGACAGGUAUUUCUGUGAGUGCAAAGAGCUGCUGGACACUGUGGACAACUAUGCGGUUCUCCAGCUGGACAUUGUGUGGUGCUACUUCCGCCUGGAGCAGCUGGAGUGCCUGGAUGAUGCAGAGAAGAAGCUGAACUUGGCCCAGAAGUGCUUUAAAAACUGUUAUGGAGAGAAUCACCAGAGACUGGUCCACAUAAAAGGAAAUUGUGGAAAAGAGAAAGUGUUGUUUUUAAGACUCUACCUGCUUCAGGGGAUUCGGAACUAUCACAGUGGAAAUGGAGAGGAGGCUCGGGAAUAUCUCAACAAGGCGCGCCAGCUCUUUAAAGAGCUGUACAUUGAUCCAUCAAAAGUUCACAACUUGCUGCAGUUGGGGUUCACUGCCCAGGAAGCCCGGCUCGGCCUGCGGGCUUGUGAUGGGAACGUGGACCAUGCGGCCAUUCAUAUUUCCAACCGCAGAGAGGAACUGGCCCAAAUAAGGAAGGAGGAGAAGGAGAAGAGGAGACGCCGCCUGGAAAAUAUCAAGUCUUUGAAAGGAAUGGGCUACUCCACACAUGCUGCCAAACAGGCCCUUCACCAGGCCAGAGGCAACCUGGACGACGCCCUGAAGAUUCUCCUCAGUAACCCCCACAUGUGGUGGUUACAGGACUCAGACUCUGAAAACAGCAGCCAUCAAGCAAGUCCUUCCCAGGAAAGCAUCGACCAACUGGUGUACAUGGGUUUCGACACAGUGGUGGCUGAAGCAGCGCUAAGGGCAUUUGGAGGCAAUGUCCAGGUAGCAGCUCAGACCCUUGCGCACCAUGGAGGAAGCCUUCCUCCAGACCUGCAGUUCUCAGGAGAGGACUCCUCCUCCACAGCAUCCACAUCCCCAUCUGACUCUGCAGGGACCUCUAGUGCCUCAACAGAUGAAGACAUGGAGACAGAGGCUGUCAACGAAAUCCUGGAGGACAUUCCAGAGCACGAGGAGGACUACCUGGACUCAACUCUGGAGGACGAAGAAGUCAUUAUUGCCGAGUACUUGUCCUAUGUGGAAAGUGUAAGGUCAGCUGCAAAGAACAACUGAACAGAAAUGAGUGCUACGUUUCUGCCUAUAAAUCUGUCGUUGUGAAUGGUCGAAUGCAGCUCUUCUUUGCGUUCCUCUUGCUUUUCAACGAUUUUGCUCCAAGUAGGCUUUUUCCUCAGGUACAGGGACCCAGCAUAGUGGGAAAGACGGUCUAGAAAAGGGGGUCCCUGGCUCCGCUGUUCCCCUUCUGCCUCCCGGUCUGCAUCUCUAACCCUGUCACUGUCCGUUUCCAUCAGAACUGGGGAGCAGGCUUUCCAGUGGAGGCAGGGUGGUCUGCAGAGACGGGGACUCUUGUCUCCUGUCUGCCUUUCACUAGCACUAGUCACUAGUCCUGUGCACUUUCCUCCCGCCCUGCUGCUGCCCUCCUCCACCGCCUCUUCAUUCCAAGUGCUGUGGGUGCAAUGAGAUACAGGCCGCAGUCCCACACCAAAUGGUGGCAGAUACCUUGAUCUUGAAAUGUCAGUGUUUGUGCUCUUAGAUCAGUAAAAAUCUGUACUUAAAAUUCAA